This is a messenger RNA of Spinacia oleracea (spinach), 1722 nucleotides long. RefSeq lists its product as uncharacterized. The record is from RefSeq and is a predicted model, not a curated record. NCBI's taxonomy places the organism in Eukaryota, Viridiplantae, Streptophyta, Magnoliopsida, Caryophyllales, Amaranthaceae. Gene Ontology annotation, molecular function: nucleic acid binding; RNA-DNA hybrid ribonuclease activity. Bases 1 to 1722 code for a protein of 573 amino acids. Gene Ontology annotation, biological process: DNA integration. The transcript has a single exon.
AUGAGGUUGAAUCCAAAGAAGUGUGUUUUUGGGGUAACGGCUGAAAAGUUCUUGGGAUUCCUUAUUGAUGAAAGAGGAAUCGAGGCCAAUCCUGAUAAAGUACAGGCGGUAAUAGAUAUGACGUCGCCAAAAUCAGUCAAGGAAGUCCAACGCCUGACGGGAUGUCUAGCGGCCCUGGGGCGGUUCUUAUCAAGGGCAGGUGAUAAGUGUCAUUACUUCUUCGGCACAAUCAAGAAAAAGAGGAAAUUACAAUGGACUGAGGCGGCAGAAACUGCCUUCGUCCGAUUAAAGGAACACCUCCACACCUUACCUCGGCUUGUCAGUCCUCUUCAGGGGGGAACUUUGUAUGUAUAUUUGGCCAUUUCCGAGUGGUCCUUGAGUGCUGUCUUGUUAACCGAAAGGGAAGGAGUGCAACUCCCCGUCUAUUUUGUGAGCCAUGUCCUGCAAAACGCUGAAUUAAGAUAUUCUCCAAUUGAGAAGUUCGCACUUGCGCUGUUUAUGGCCAGCAAGAAGCUGCGCCCUUAUUUUCUGGCACACAAACUAGUGGUAUACACAGACCAGCCUUUGAAACAACCUCUUACUAAUCUAGACGCUGCUGGACGAAUUCUGAAAUGGGCAAUUGAGCUGAAUGCAUUUGAUAUCUCAUAUGAGCCUCGGAAAGCUAUCAAGGGACAAGCAUUUGCUGAUUUCAUUGCGGAAAUGAUGAGGCCGAAUUUUGAAAAGAAUGUGGCGACUCGCUGGACAGUCUAUGUAGAUGGUUCGUCAACCCAGAACGGGUGUGGAGCCGGCAUAAUAUGUCAGUCUCCUGAAGGAGACAAAUAUGAGUAUGCCAUGAGAUUCAAUUUCCAAACAUCCAACAAUGAGGCAGAAUAUGAAGCUUUAUUAGCCGGCAUAAAAAUGUGCAAAGUCGCUGGAGCCCAAGAGAUACUUGCCUUCUCCGACUCUCAGCUCAUUGUGAGCCAAGUAAAUGGAGACUAUGAGGCAAGGGACCCUAACAUGAUCAAAUAUAUGCAAGCUGUGCAUCAAGAAAUAGAACAUCUAAAGAGCUUCGAAGCUAAGCAGAUUCCCAGAACGGAGAACAAUCAGGCCGAUGCCCUGUCAAAACUAGCUAGCUCGGCUUCCUGUGAUACACCGCGUCAUGUGUUUUGGGAAGUAAAGGAUAAGCGAAGUAUUGAGCAGGAAUUGUGCGCGCCUAUGGUAGCUAUUCUGGAUCGGUCGUCAACCUGGAUGGACCCUAUCAUUGCUUACAAAAUGGACGGUACGCUUCCGGACGAUUCAAGUCUGGCCCCCAAAAUACAAAGGAAGAGUUCUUGGUUUGAAUGGUGGAAUGGAGUUUUGUACAAAAAGUCAUUUUCUAGACCUCUCAUGCGGUGCGUCACUCCUGAGAAAGGGGAGGAAAUUCUAGAUAAUUUGCACCAAGGAUUAUGUAGCUCCCACAUUGGAGGACGAGCCCUGGCAGAGAAAGCUUUGCGAACUGGUUAUUACUGGCCCACUUUGAGAGAAGACGCCCUAGCAUUGGUGCAAAAAUGUGACAAGUGCCAACGGUUAGCUCAUCUCAUCCACAGGCCGGCCCACCCACUCACUCCUAUUACGAGUCCCAUUCCGUUUGCCAAGUGGGGAAUGGACCUGUUAGGGCCAUAUACGGCGGCCCCUGGAGGCCGGCGCUAUGUGAUAGUGGCUGUUGAUUACUUCACCAAGUGGGUUGAAGCAGAGGCUCUCUAG